CAUUUACGACAGUAUUGUGGCGUCAUCAAUAAACCCUGAAAUGAACGACCGGUUGGAAUCAUUAAAAUAAAUAUAUUAGUUGCGCGUCUUUUUUGCAAUGCGUGUUAAAGAAAACGCGAACGCAGUCAUGGUAAUUGUUCUCGAUAGGUGUAAAUUGGAACAAAUAAAACGAGGUAGCUAAAAUAAACCUGAUUAGCUCGAUAAUGCUGGCUAACCCGCUGCGAAUUGGAUAAGGCAGACAUUCCUAGACUACAACGAGAGCUGCAUUUGGUUUGGAGCUAGUUUGUGACAUUUGACACACAUAACUCUGGUCAUCACAAAUGUCAGCGCAAAAAGACUGCGAGUUUUUGGUCAAAAGAGCCCGGGAGCUUGUUCCAGACGACCCUUGUGCGGCUAAAGCCUGGCUCAUAACUGCCAGAACCCUUUACCCUGCCGACUUCAACAUACAGUAUGAAAUGUACAUCAUUGAACGCAAUGCAGAAAGGACAUCGUGUGCGGGGAGAUUACUGUAUGACAUGUUCUUAAAUUUCCCAGAUCAGCCCAUUGUGUGGCGUGAGAUCAGCGUCAUCACAGCGGCUCUACGCAGUGACGCUCAGGACAAACAUUCGCAGUUCCUUCGAGGGCUUUUUGAAACACUGCCUGGCCGGGUACAGUGUGAGAUGUUGCUGAAGGCCACAGAGCAGUGCUUCAACACAUUGGAGAAGGCAGAGAUGCUGUUGCUCCUACUAAAACGCUUUCCAGAGUCUGUGGUCCAACACGGGGUGAGUCUGGGCGAGACACUGUUGGAGGCAGAGACAUCUGAGAAAGUGGAGUCGCCUGUUAAUUGCUUCAGAAAACUUUUUGUGUGUGACGUCCUUCCUCUGGUUAUAAACAACAUGGAUAUGCGCCUGCCAGCCACCCUGAUGCAGAAAUACAUACUGAAAGCUGCUGAAUUCUACAUUGGUUAUGUGACCCGAAGACCUUCACUUGAUGGACAGAUAAAUGCGUCACAAGAAGUUGGUCCUCUAAAGUCUCCCAGUGUCUCCCGUGGCUCCCAGCGCUACGUUAUUGACGGUUUGUCAGAAAAGUCUUCAGUGGUUGCCGAACCUUGGGAAAGGUUGUUGGACCUCCUUUCUGUUGUUGGUGCUCGAUGUGAGUGGCAGGGCGACAAAGGACAGAGGAGUUACAUGGACUUGCUUCAGAGAGUAAAGGAGCUAUGUCGCUACUUACCGGGCCUGGAGGGAGACACCAGAGCGCGCUGUUGCAGUCAGGUGGUCAUCUGCACUGCCCUCGUCCUCUUCCGCAACGCUUUCCUCUACGUCUCAGCCGUACAGCCAGCACUCUUCCAGGGUGUGAAUACACUGAACUUGGGACCAUGGAUUCUUGUAGAAGAUUUUAGCUCAGUGUACAAUGAUGUGGACUUGGAGAGAGGAUCAGUCAAACACACACACAAGAAGCGCAAAAUGGCAGAUGGCAGAGAGAAGACUUUUAGUUCAGAUGAUGAGGAUGGCAUGGGCCGACACAUCCUGGUGAACAAGUCUGAGAUGCCCAACUGGUCAGAGACUCUGGAGGGCUUUUACACAGCGAGGGAAAGCUGGGACCUUCUUCACUCUCAUGAUAGCCUUGAAACUGAGUUCAAAAAGAUUUGUGCCUCAUGGAAGACAGACAGCUGGCAGUGGUUCCGAAUUUUCCUCAUUGACAUGAUCAUAUACCAGGGACAGUACCGCAAGGCCCUGUCCAGCCUGCACCAGAUGGCAGCUGUGCAGCAACCUCAGUCGGGCCACCAGAGCCCCUCGGGUCAGACCAGUCUGGAGCACCACAGAGCUCUCAUACAGCAGGCCUCGUGCCACUAUGCACUGGGGGAAUACAGGAUGGCCUGUGACAAGCUUCUUGAUGUUGUCGGCGGAUUGGAACCCCCAAACCAUGAACCAACAAAAACCUCCGAAGAUCAGAUGAAAGUCAAGCCCAAACUGAAGAAGAAUCAUGACCUGCGAUUGCUUCCGUGCACCAGCAGUGCUGUAUUACCUUUCUGCCUCCAGCUGAUGUUGGCCUGCUUUAAGCCACGAGCCUUUACAGACAACCAGGACGACCUGUCGCUGGGUCACGUGGUGGUGCUCCUGCAGUACGACUGGCCGCAGGGCGAGAUGCUGUUUCUAAAAGCAGUGGAUAAGAUCUGCCAGCAAGGUGGGUUCCAGUAUGAGAAUUUCUUCAACUAUGUCACCAACAUCGACAUGCUGGAAGAGUUUGCGUACCUGCGUACCCCCGACGGAGGGAGGAUCCAGCUGGAGCUGCUGCCCAACCAGGGAAUGCUGAUUAAGAACCCUAGGCCCGCCCUGGGGCUGGAGUUAAACACCCUUCUGCUACAAGGGGUGCAGACGAUGGACAGACACCACACAGUGACGAGAGGGAUUACCAAAGGAGUGAAGGAGGAUUUCCGUCUGGCCAUGGAGAGACAAGUGUCGCGUUGUGGCGAAAACUUGCUCAGUGUGCUGCACCGUUUCUGUAUCAACGAGAAAAUCAUAAUCGUCCAGUCUCUCCCUUGACACUUUAAAAAGCUUUUUAAAAAGGACACCGGACUGACUUUCUGUCAAAAUGCAGAGACAGUACUUUGGAGUUACCACAAUUUUUAGCAUUUUGUUAAUAAUUACGUGUAGUUCAGUAGUUGUGUGUUAGUUUCAACAUACAUAACCGCAAUAUUUCAAGUAGUGUGUGUGAUAUUUUGACCAAACUCAUCUAUCUUUGUGAGGAAAUGAUCAAAGAGUUUGUGUAAAUAUUUCCCAUCACUAUUCCUUAGUGAUGUUUGAUCAAAAGCAGCAUUUGGCACAAGAUAGCAGCAGCUGGAAAAUGCAUUCAAAUGACCAGUUAAUUGUUGGAAAGGUGUUUUGGAAAGCCUUUACCAGAAAUAUUUGUGAAUAAAUACCUUUCUGAGCUACAGAAAUACCAAGUUUUGGAGCUCCUUAGAUUGUGCAAGUGUACUUUGCACCUUUAGAUUUGCCUUAAGUUGUAAAUAAAGCAAUCAACAAUCUCGGUGUAUUAUCUUGAAUUGCAUUUACAAAGAAGCUUUGUUGACUUUGAAAACAACUAAUGUUCAUAUAGGCAUUGACAAACACUGAUUUGUUAAUGUAAUGGAUAGUAAUUUGCUAAAGAAUAAAAUA
This is a messenger RNA of Phycodurus eques (leafy seadragon), 3134 nucleotides long. RefSeq names its product integrator complex subunit 10 (gene ints10). The record is from RefSeq and is a predicted model, not a curated record. Lineage: Eukaryota; Metazoa; Chordata; Actinopteri; Syngnathiformes; Syngnathidae. The transcript has 18 exons. Gene Ontology annotation, cellular component: integrator complex. Gene Ontology annotation, biological process: snRNA processing. Bases 321 to 2522 code for a protein of 733 amino acids.